Messenger RNA from Passer domesticus (house sparrow), 1084 nucleotides. RefSeq lists its product as uncharacterized. The transcript has 12 exons. NCBI's taxonomy places the organism in Eukaryota, Metazoa, Chordata, Aves, Passeriformes, Passeridae. The record is from RefSeq and is a predicted model, not a curated record. Bases 38 to 1084 code for a protein of 348 amino acids.
UGAACCUGCUGGUGAAGGUGGUGCAGCUUCCCAAACCAUGUCCAGGACGGAGCCUCUGGGAGAUGCUGAGGGGAAUUACCCAGCUACAGGUCACAAGAAACCCCAUGAGCCAGCCAUAGUCAAGAUGCAAGUACUGAAGGAAAUGCAGCAGGAAGGACAAGCGAUGGACCAAAAAGCUGUACUGAAGGUGGCAUUUCCCGGGGUAAGUGGCGGCUCAUUGGAAGGCCCUGCAGGAAGGAAGGCGAUGCCAGACACGGGCACAGGCACAGCAGAUGAAGUGUCAGGGAAGGCUUCUCCAUUAACUUGGCUGCAUAAAGUUUUGGUCCUAUCUGAGCCACCGUCAGGUGUGUCUGCAGGGAGGACUUCUCCAGCUCCUUUGCUGAUUCGUACACAGAAGCCCAGCUCCCAUCACAGGAAUCCUAGGAGGGGAAAGAACAAAGGCAAAGGACACCAGAAACCCCAUGAGCCAGCCAAAAACAUGAGGCAAAUGCUGAAAGAAUUGCUGCAGGGAGGAGGACAAGUGGAUGGAGAGGCUGGGCAGAAGGUGGCGUUUCCCGAAGGAAGCAGUGGCUCCAUGCCAGCCUCUGUUGCAGGAAGGGAGGUGAUGCCAGGCACAGGCAGAGGAGAUUGGGAUCGUGACAUGGAUUCCAUGCUUGUCUUUCUGGAUGAGAGUUUGAAGACCUCGGCAGAUAGUAGAGCUAACCCGGCUGGUGAAACUGAUCUGGCUUCCCAACCCACGUUCAGGAAUGAGCCUCUGGGAGGUUCUGAGGGUGUGUCUGCAGGGAGGACUUUCCCAGGUCCAUUGGUGGAUGUUGCACGCAGGCCCAGCUCCCUUCGCAGGGGUCUCCUGAGAUUGGAGAACAAACUUAGAGGAGAGAGUAAGUUCCUGGAGGCAUCCAAACACAUGGAGAAGAUGCUGAGUGAUCUGGAGAGAAGACAAGAAGUGGAUGGAGACGCUGGGCAGAAGGCGGCAUUUCCCGAAGGAAGCAGUGGCUCCAUGACAGCCUCUGCUGUAGGACUGGAGGCGAUGCCAGGCACAGUCACAGGAGGUAAUAUCUGUGCCUCUGGGCCUGAGCCCUGCUGA